UACCACACGUUGUAUGCACUUCCGGGGUAGAGUUCAGAAAAUAUUGACGGUGACCACAUGCCUGUCGGAGCUGGAGCUACACAGUUGUGAAUUAAAGUAUUAAAGUAUAUUAGAGCGCCGCAGAAUGAAGGACACGCCGCUGGCUAACUGUGAGCGGGACUUCCUGCUUACAGCCAUCGAGGAGAAAAAGCGCCUGGAUGGACGACAGACCUACGACUACAGAAACAUAAAGAUCACAUUUGGGACUGACUAUGGAUGCUGUUUUGUAGAUCUUGGGAAAACCAGGGUCAUGGCUCAGGUGUCGUGUGAGCUUGUGGCUCCUAAAGAGAGUAGACCAAACGAGGGCAUCAUGUUCUUCAACAUCGAGCUGUCACCCAUGGCCUCGCCGGCAUUUGAACAGGGCAGACAGUCUGAGUUGUCAGUGAAGCUGAACAGACAGCUGGAGAGAUGCUUGAGGAACUCCAAGUGCAUUGAUACUGAGUCCCUGUGUGUGGUGUCUGGAGAAAAGGUGUGGCAGAUUAGAGUGGACGUUCACAUGUUGAAUCACGAUGGCAACCUGAUGGAUGCUGCCAGCAUCGCUGCCAUCACCGCUCUGUGUCACUUCAGACGGCCCGAUGUCGGCAUCCAGGGAGAUGAAGUCACAGUGUACAGUCCAGAGGAGAGAGACCCUAUUCCUCUGAGUAUCUACCACAUGCCCAUCAGUGUCAGCUUCUCCUUCUUCCAACAAGGAACCUACCUGCUGGUUGACCCCUGUGAGCGGGAGGAGCGGGUGAUGGAUGGUUUGCUGAUGAUCGCCAUGAACAAACACAGGGAGAUCUGCUCCAUCCAGUCCAGCGGGGGCAUCAUGUUGCUCAAAGACCAGGUCAUGAGAUGCAGCAAAAUAGCCAGCGUCAAAGUGUCUGAAAUCACAGAACUCAUCAGCAAAGCUCUUGACAACGACAAAAAAGCCAGGAAGGCGGGCGGCAGGUGUGGUUUUGCAGAGUCUAUGCCUCAGGAGCGAAUCACAGCGCUGAAAAUGGACGAGACUCCAGUGGAGAUGACGGAUGUGUCAGAUGCAGCCAAUGACAUCGUUGAGAAAGCCGAGGCCCCACCUCAGACGGUGCCUUCCCCAGUGGUGCCCGUCCCAGGUGUAGGUCAGGUGGGGCAAGGUCUGCAGAACACCUGGGGACUGGAGGAGGAGGAGGAUGAAGAGGAGGAGGAAGAAAAUGACAGUGGUGCAGAACAGGAGGAAAAAGUAACAAAGAUGGAAGAGGAACAGCAAGAAAAGAAGGAGAGCAGAGGAGGAGAUGUGGUUGAGAUAUCUGACAGUGAGGAGGAGGAAGUGGUCAUACUUCACCCGGAGACAGACAAAGCUCCUAAAAAUACAGGGUCCAGUUCGAACCAGAAGGGGGCAGCAACAUCAAAGAAAAGACAGAAAAAAUGAAAGAAGGCUCCGGAUGAGCCCACUGCAGUGAACUGCAUAUUCACACCAUCCACCGAGUCUGCAGCACCUCUCCAUUGUAAAGAAGAACGGUCAUAAUGAUUCCCAGAGUUGGGAUCAAAUGGAUGUUACAGAACAGACACUUCCAUGUGUUGGACUCUGAGAUCAGGAAGUCUACUUCUUGUUUCUAGACAUUUGGAUCCAUUUAGAGAAACAGCGCAUACAAAUGUAUAGAAAGUUAUUUGUAACAUAAUUUUUUAUCGGUGAAAGAUGUCAAAUGUUGAUGGAUAUGAUUUAAAUAAAAUAUUCUCAACCACCGUUGCAGAAUUUUACAUUUCA
This is a messenger RNA of Larimichthys crocea (large yellow croaker), 1759 nucleotides long. It is a transcript of the gene exosc9, whose product is annotated as exosome component 9. Gene Ontology annotation, molecular function: mRNA 3'-UTR AU-rich region binding. The record is from RefSeq and is a predicted model, not a curated record. Gene Ontology annotation, biological process: nuclear polyadenylation-dependent rRNA catabolic process; TRAMP-dependent tRNA surveillance pathway; rRNA catabolic process. NCBI's taxonomy places the organism in Eukaryota, Metazoa, Chordata, Actinopteri, Sciaenidae. Gene Ontology annotation, cellular component: cytoplasmic exosome (RNase complex); nuclear exosome (RNase complex). The coding region runs from base 125 to 1423 and encodes 432 amino acids. The transcript has 12 exons.